CUCCAUGGCCCCCCUCACUGACCUACCACAGUGGAGACACAUCAGACCCUCUGACCUCACGUGUAACUCCAGUAGCAAAGCUGGGAGAGAUCAUUAUGGGGUAGGGAUGCUGGGCUUGAAGGGAUCUGAAGGCCCUCCCUGAAGCAUCUGGGUUUUGUGUUUGGGGUAGAAGGGAGGUUGUUGAUCCCACACUUAAUGGAUCUGGGCCAAGGCUGUUUGGAGGGUGACCCUGAGAGCAUUAGUGCAGAGAAGGGGAAAAGAGAAAGCCGAGACAAGGAGACGAGCUGAGAGAGCAGAAAACAGCUUGAGACAAGCAGGGGGGCGGGGGGGUAAGGAAGAGGACUAGGAGGGAAGGUGACAGACACAACUCCGGAGCUCAGAGCAGCUGAGAGAACAGAGGGCAGGCUUCUGCAGGGCCAGGGAGGUGUGGGGUGCAGGAGCAGAGGCCCGCUGCUCAGGCUGGUGAAUGUGGGCUGGUUCCACCGCUCCCACCCGCUCGCUCCCUAGGUGUGUUUGUUUACUGGUUCCUCCCAGUCUCAGAUGCUCCUGCUCUCCAACCUGGGGCACUCAGGUGCAGUCACAGUCUCCCGGACUCCUGGGCCCUGGACCCAGCCAUGGGCACCUCCAGUGCCGUCCUCUGCAUCCUGUUCUUCUGUGGGGCGCUGGGUAAGGGUCUCACCACUCUCCCUGCCCCGCGGCGGCUCCACUGUUACACCUGCAGCUUCGCCAAACCCUGCUACCCUGUUCCCACCGAGUGUGGGGAUGAUGAAGCUUGUGGCAUCAGCAUCGGCACCUCAGAGUGAGGUCAUCCAGCGGAAAGGCUGCCUCCCCAGGGCCCAGUGCCCUCUGCCUGGCCAUGCCACCUACUGGUCACGCUCCUACGCGCUGCGGCACCACUGCUGCGACCAGGACCUGUGCAACGUGGCCCCCAGGCCCCUGGUCCCCACCCUGCUCCUCACCGCCAGCUUCACCUUCGGAGGCCACCUCCUCCUCUAGCCUCCUCAGAGCUGCGGCCCUCAACCCAGACGCCCUCACCAUCUCCGCGGCCCUGGAGACACCUGCCUGACACUUGAGAUGUGGCCAAGUUCCUGGUUUGACAGACAGGCCUCAGCUCCCUGGCCCCACAGCUUUGCAGAGCUCUUCCAAGACCUGAUUCCUGUGGGCCCUCCUCCAGCCCCUACAACUUGCCCAGAGCCCGGCCUCAUAAAAAUGCUGUUCUGUGUCUUUUGUCUUUUUUAGAUACCGAGGCUGAUGCCCUCUCCAAGCCCCAGGUCUCUGGCAAGGCAGGUGCUUGAUGGAGCUGUGGGUCCCAGGCAAGGGGAUGGCAGGGGCCCCAUGUAUGGAGAGGAGGGGUGUCUUGCCAGGGAAGGUCCAUUUGGUAGAUCAGGAACUUAGGAAGGAGGGCUUGGGGAACGAUGAAGGGCGAAUUUAAUAAAGUGCUAUCUGGGGGUCUGGUAA
Myotis brandtii (Brandt's bat) is the source of this 1458-nucleotide messenger RNA. Its product is annotated as sperm acrosome membrane-associated protein 4. Lineage: Eukaryota; Metazoa; Chordata; Mammalia; Chiroptera; Vespertilionidae. The transcript is spliced from 3 exons. Gene Ontology annotation, biological process: acetylcholine receptor signaling pathway; desensitization of G protein-coupled receptor signaling pathway. The coding region runs from base 541 to 996 and encodes 151 amino acids. The record is from RefSeq and is a predicted model, not a curated record. Gene Ontology annotation, molecular function: acetylcholine receptor activator activity; transmembrane receptor protein serine/threonine kinase activity; acetylcholine receptor binding. Gene Ontology annotation, cellular component: plasma membrane.